This is a messenger RNA of Heteronotia binoei (common prickly gecko), 2100 nucleotides long. RefSeq names its product sirtuin 3 (gene SIRT3). Bases 235 to 1413 code for a protein of 392 amino acids. The record is from RefSeq and is a predicted model, not a curated record. Gene Ontology annotation, molecular function: NAD+ binding. NCBI's taxonomy places the organism in Eukaryota, Metazoa, Chordata, Lepidosauria, Squamata, Gekkonidae. The transcript is spliced from 8 exons.
GGAUCAAGAUCUCUUGAAAGCAAACAACUGUGCUUUGCCCUCUGCUCAGGAGCUUUCUCGCCAGCCUUCGGUUAAUCAGCUAAAGACAGAGUGGGGAAUGGGAUGAGGACAGCCCGGAGUCUAUUGCGGAAAUGUUUAUUCACCUGGCGCAGUAAAGGGAAAGCCAGCUAAAUAGACCUUGGAGUCUUGAUUUUUGUUUUGUUUUGUGUUGCAGGGCUAAACAACUGACGAGAAAUGAACUGGAGGCUACAUUUUAGGGUCUCCGCAGGAAAGCAUCUAUUUUGUUCUAUAAAUUUUCAGAGAUUAGCAGGAUGGAGGAAUCUCUGGAUAUGCACUGAGCAACUUCAUCACAGAAGCUCCCCUGCUUCUACAGCUUGCAGAAAUUUAGUUUCAUUUGGAUCAGUCUUCCAGCCUCCAAGUAGAAUUUUUUUGCUGCAGAGGCCUCCAGAAACCACCACAAAAAAGCUGGCAAGCAUUUCCAGAGAGAGGAUCCAAGGAGUCAGAACAUUUUCCUUAUGCAGUGCUCCAAUGGUAUUCUUUGGCGUUGGCAGAGGGGGAAAUAAUGGUGGGAAAGUGAAACUUACCUUCAAGGACGUGACAGAAUUAAUUCAAAAGAAACAAUGCUAUAGGAUAGUAGUGAUGGCUGGAGCAGGGCUAAGCACUCCUAGUGGCAUCCCAGAUUUCAGAUCCCCGAAGAGUGGCCUCUAUGAUAACCUCCAGCAGUAUAAUAUUCCGUAUCCAGAAGCCAUCUUUGAACUUAGCUAUUUCUUCCAGAAUCCUAAGCCUUUCUACAUGUUGGCCAAGGAGUUGUACCCUGGCAAUUACAGACCCAACUAUGCCCACUACUUCCUCCGACUUCUGCUUGAUAAAGGGCUUCUCCUGCGUCUGUACACACAAAACAUUGAUGGACUGGAGAGAGUUGCUGGGAUACCUGCAGAUAAACUAGUUGAGGCUCAUGGUACGUUUGCUUCUGCAACUUGUACAGUGUGUCGAAGAUCAUACCCUGGUGAGGACUUUAGGGCAGAUGUGAUGGCUGAGAAGAUCCCCCACUGCCCCGUAUGCACUGGACUCAUCAAGCCUGACAUUGUAUUUUUUGGAGAGGAGCUCCCCCAUCGGUUCUUCUUGCAUGUGACUGACUUCCCUAUGGCAGACCUGCUCUUUGUCAUUGGAACCUCCCUUGAGGUGGAACCUUUUGCCAGUCUGGCAGGUGCAGUCCGCAGCUCUGUUCCACGCUUACUGAUCAAUCGGGACUUGGUGGGGCCAUUUGCCUAUCAGCCACAGCACAAUGAUGUAGCUGAACUGGGAGAUGUUGUCAGUGGAGUGGAGAAGGUGGUGGCUCUUCUGGGCUGGAAGGAGGAGUUGCAAGAACUAAUCAAGAAAGAAACUGAAAAGCUGGAUGCAAAAGGCAAAUAGCGACUUUGACCUCUACUGCUGGAAACAUUUGUCUCCUCAGAAGCAACUUUCAACCCAGUCAAAUGUUGCCAUUAUAUGCAAGCAAAGACCUGGGGUGGGGUGGGGUGUAAAGAUGCUGUCCAUGCUGGUAUCACCUAAUAAGUAGCCACUGGAAGAACCCGUAUUUGGAGAACGUCUGAAUUUCUUCCCAAAAUCAGAGACAGUACUUGUCAAGACUUUUUGGAAAUGGCAACUAAAUGAUAAGCCGUGAACUGGCUUUUGUAUAGAUACUCCAGAUCUCAUGUCUGAGGCAGAGAGAUGGGGAUGUUCAGUACAACUGCUACCUCCCAUGACAAGCUCAUUGCUAUUGUCCUGUUGGAGUAAGGUCUUCUUACUCAUUUGUGAGAAAGCCAACAUUUUCCUCUCCCCAUUUGUUAAACAGCCAAGAUUAGGUCAAAUGGCUGUUACAGCCUUUAUCAAAAGUUAAAUCUGUAGAUUAGUUCUACGAUCGAUAGAAAGGCCUGUUUGCAAGCAGAUAUUCUUAAAGAAUGUGAUGCUCAUUUGCAGUUUAUCAUUCAUAUAAAAUAGGAAGAAGAGGUUGUGUCUAGAAACAAACUACAGCACCAUGGGUAUAUUGCCACUGUUUUAAUUUAAAUUAACAUUUUCCCAGCAGCGCUAUUAAUCAAAAUAAAAGCACCUUACAUGAUA